Rhizopus microsporus ATCC 52813 is the source of this 951-nucleotide messenger RNA. RefSeq names its product alpha/beta-hydrolase. The transcript has 10 exons. NCBI's taxonomy places the organism in Eukaryota, Fungi, Mucoromycota, Mucoromycetes, Mucorales, Rhizopodaceae. Bases 1 to 951 code for a protein of 316 amino acids. The record is from RefSeq and is a predicted model, not a curated record. Gene Ontology annotation, biological process: lipid metabolic process.
AUGGCUCCGAACGAAACAUCCUUACUUCCUUCUUCAGAUGUUGUUUAUACUUAUGACGAGACGUCACCCAUUGCUAAGGAGCUCAUGUUCGUAUCUGCCCUUUGCAAGACAACAAACUGUAGAGAAAGUCUUGACGUAUGGGAUUGUCCCACAUGUUCUGAAGUAUUACCUGAUGCUGUCGUUGUUCGAACUUUUAAAACGUUUCCUAAUGAUAUCACCGGCCAAAUACUGAGAUCGGACAAUAUGACAGCGUUUUUUAUUCAAGUCAGGGGAGCUAAUAGCAAUAGCAACAGAAUUCUUUGGAGCAAACAAAACUUGGUUGAUCAUCCAUUCAUCCCUGGCGCUCGAGUACAAGAAGGUUACUUGGAAUCUGCGUUAGAUAUCCGAGAAAUCAUUCGCAAUACGAUGAAGGAUCAAUUGACGAUAUAUCCAAACUAUAAAGUAGCAGUAGUUGGACAUUCUUUUGGUGCUGGUGUUUGUUCAUUAGUCGCUACACAUCUUCAAUAUGAUUUCCCUCAGUUGAACCGUAAUAACUUUAAGGCUUAUUUAUUAGCCAAGCCUCGUGUAGGUGAUUACAACUAUGCGAAAUAUGUCGCAGACAAGGAUAUAGAGAUCGUCCGUCUUGUGAAUGCUUUAGAUGGCAAGUAUAUAUAUGCAUAUGAUCAAAUGCCUCAUAAGCCAUCAAUCCUCGAUGGAUAUGUUCAUGAAGGGGAUGAAUACUGGUUAAAAUAUUAUAAUAACGGAGAAUUGUUGCUGAAAGUUUGCCCUGGACCCUUCGAAACAAGAAACUGCUCCAACUCAUCUCCCUAUUUUUCUUCCUUUGAGCACUCUGAAGCCUUUGGUAUACAAGAGGCAUGUUUCCCUGAUGAUGCUCUACAUCUCAACUUUACUGCAUUAAUUGAAAAGCUUUCAAAUGAAACAAUAUCACAAAUCAGCAACAGCAACAACUAA